GGAGAGAGCCGAGAGAGAACGGAAAGGGAGGGAGAGCGAAACCGGAGAGAAAAGCAGGAGAAGAGGACUUGUGGAGGUGAGCCAAGGAGCCGAGGACCCCCGGAACGUCCAGCCGCCGCUGUUGAGCCGCCAAAAGCCACCGUCUUCCUCGGAACCCAGGAUUGGCCUUAGUCCAGUUCGUGUGAGUAAUGGCACUUCGUCUUUUGGCCGCGCCUUAUCUUCCGAAGCUUCCCUCUCCAACGGCUAAUGGUCGAGUCCAUUGUUCAGGGAGCACGCAGGUCUCUGAUACUCAAGGAGGACGGAGAUCGGCCAAUUAUCAGCCAACCGUUUGGACUCACAAUUACCUUCAGUCACUUGAGGCUGAUGAAAGCCGUCAAUCUCGUCGUGCGGUUGAGCUACAGAGAGAAAAGGCACAAAUGUUGGAAGAAGUGAGAGGUGCUCUCAAUGACGAAAAAGCUGAACCCAUGACCAUAUUUGCUCUGGUUGAUGACUUUCAACGCUUAGGACUCGGCCAACAUUUUAAGGAAGACAUUUCGAGAGCUCUUCGCAGAUGUCUCUCUAAUGAUGCGGUCAAUAAGAGCCGGCAGAAGUCUCUGCAUAGCACAGCUCUAAGCUUUCGGAUUCUUAGACAGCACGGCUUUGAAGUUUCUCAAGAUGAUUUUAAGAUUUUCAUGGACAAAAGUGGCAAUUUUAUGAAGACCCUUGGUGGUGAUGUCCAAGGAAUGCUGAGUCUACACGAAGCCUCCCAUUUGGCCUUUGAAGAAGAAGAUAUCUUGCAAGAGGCUAGAUCAUUCGCCAUCGAGCAUCUCAGAAACCUUAAUUGCAAGGUCGACAAAGAUCUUCAAGACCAAGUGAAACAUGAAUUAGAACUGCCUCUGCACUGUAGAAUGCCAAUGCUAGAAGCUCGACGGUCCAUUGAAGCUUACAGAAGAUGCGGAUACACCAAUCAUCGAAUCCCUGAAUUUGCCGCGACAAACUUCGACACGUUGCAAUCAAUCCUCCAAAGAGAUCUUCAGGAAAUGUCAAGAUGGUGGAAUGAUGUUAGCCUCGCGAGAAAUUUGAACUUCGUGAGGGAUAGACUAACGGAGUGCUUCUUUUGGGCGGCUGGAGUGGCAGACGAACCUACGCUCACUAAUUGUCGGAAGCGGCUGACCAAAGUGACCUCGCUGAUAACCAUCAUGGAUGAUGUGUACGAUGUUUAUGGCACAUUGGACGAACUGGAGCUAUUCACUGAUGCUGUCCGCAGAUGGGACAUCAAUGCUGUGGACGAUCUUCCAGGCUAUAUGAAGUUGUGCUUCUUAGCUCUCUUCAACAGCGUGAACGAAAUCGCUUACGACACUCUCAAGGAGACCGGGAAAAUUGUCAUCCCGUAUCUAGCAAAAUCGUGGUAUGAUUUGUGCAAAUCCUUCUUGCAAGAAGCCAAAUGGAGCUACAACAAGACUAACCCACGAUUUGAAGAGUACUUGAACAAUGGGUGGAUAUCAUCAUCAGGGCAUGUCAUAUUGAUUCAUGCCUACUUUUUAUCAGGCCCAAGCAUGGGACGGGAGGAACUAGAAUCGCUAGAACAUUACCAUGAUAUCUUGCGCUUGCCAUCCAUGAUUUUUCGUCUUACCAAUGAUCUCGUUACCUUAUCGGCUGAGCUAGAGAGGGGAGAAACAACGAAUUCAAUCACGUGUUACAUGCAAGAGAUGGGGGUCUCCGAAUCAGAGGCUCGCGAUUACGUUAUGAAAUUGAUCGACACAUCUUGGAAACAGAUGAACAAAUAUCUAGUCAACGGCUCCACCUUCGAUCAAUCUUUUGUGCGGAUGGCUUACAAUCUUGCCCGGACAACACAUUUCAUGUACCAGGAUGGAGAUGCGCAUGGAUCUCCGGACAACCGGUCGAGGAACCGUAUGCACUCAUUGAUAAUCGAGCCUAUUUCUCUCGAGCCAUGUUUGGAUGGAGGGAUUUUGACCUAAAUCUGUUCGCACAAAGUCAUUCCUCCCUUUGCUGAAGGAAAAAAUAAGGCAGUGGAAUGAAGCAACCGUCAAUAUAGUGGAGUCAAAGAAAUCAUUAAGGCAGUAGAGUCUCUUAAAUUUAUGACUCGAGUUUAAGCCGGAAGUGAAUUGCUGAAUUUUGAAAUAUAAAUUAAAAUAAAAGGGCAGCAAAGUUUUAUUUUCGUC
Eucalyptus grandis is the source of this 2162-nucleotide messenger RNA. Its product is annotated as isoprene synthase, chloroplastic. The transcript is spliced from 8 exons. Gene Ontology annotation, biological process: diterpenoid biosynthetic process. The coding region runs from base 189 to 1958 and encodes 589 amino acids. Gene Ontology annotation, molecular function: terpene synthase activity; magnesium ion binding. The record is from RefSeq and is a predicted model, not a curated record. NCBI's taxonomy places the organism in Eukaryota, Viridiplantae, Streptophyta, Magnoliopsida, Myrtales, Myrtaceae.